AUGGCGGACUUAACAACCGUUCAGACGACACAGACCAACCCUUCAGUGCGGUUCACUCGCCAACAGCACAUCAAUCUUUACAGCUUGCUAGUUAUCGGCUUCAUCACUUUGAGUUCUGCAGCAUACGGCUAUGCAGGAUCAGUAAUUGCAACGACUUUGACUCAACCAUCGUUCACCAAGCACAUGAAAUUGGAUGAGAUACCCAAUGCAGAAGCGUUAAUAGGAGCAAUGAAUGCUCUGUAUUAUGCUGGGGGUGUCUUUGGUUCCUUUUUCGCCGGAUGGUCGAGCAACAAGUAUGGCAGGAAGUUUUCGGCUGCGCUGGGAAAUUUCUUGGUGUUGCUCUCAGGCGCUCUUCUUACCGCCUCUGUCAACCCUGGAAUGUUCAUUGCGUUUAGAUUCCUAAGUGGUUUCGGAUCUUUCAUAAUCCUAGCAAGUGUUCCUCUCUGGGUAGCUGAACUUGCACCUCCCAGCAUUAGAGGUAUUUUAACCGAUGUUCAUGCUGUGGGAAUGAUGGUGGGAUACACAAUUGCAUGUUAUGUUGGCCUUGGGUUCUAUUUUGUUAGUGGAACAAAUCAAUGGCGUGGACCUAUUGCUCUUCAGAUGGCUUUUCCCACCGUCAUUCUCUGUGGACUUUAUUGGAUGCCCGAGUCACCCCGCUUUCUGCUAUCCAAAGGAAGAACAGACCAGGCAUGGAAAAUCAUUCAUAGGAUGCACUCCAAUGUCAACGAUCCAACCGAUGAAUUCGCUAAGAGGGAAUUUUAUCAGAUGCGAAAACAGAUCGAAUUGGAUGUUACCUUCGAGACUUCGUACUUAGGGAUUUUCAAACAGCCUUCUCUGAGGAAGCGAGCAUUAAUGACAAUAUUUCUGGAGUUCUGUUUGAUGAGCUCUGGAGUUUUAGUUAUUCUCAACUAUGGAUCCAUCAUCUGGAAAAAUCUUGGCUUCAACACUGUUCAAAUUCUGAACUUCCAGGGCGGGUUUCAGCUUACCGGGUUUGUUUUCAACAUCGUGGCAAUGCUUUUCGUGGACAAAAUCAAAAGGCCCACGCUCAUCGCCACUGGUUUCAUUGCUUGUGCGGCGUGCAUGAGUAUCGAAGCCGCCUUACAGAGAUAUUACAUUGGUACCGUGGAUCGCGGUGGCUUGAUUGCAUGUGCAUUUUUUAUUUUCCUCUUCCAGGCCACCUUCUCCAUGUUCCUCGACGGACCAACUUACUUUUAUAUCGCGGAAAUCUGGCCGUCUCACGUCCGGUCUCAAGGCUUUGCUCUAGCGAUGGCCACCCUCAGUGUGACAAAUUUGAUGUGGCUUCAAGCAGCUCCUCACGCUUUCACAGCCAUUGCGUGGAAGUUCUAUCUGUUCUUUAUCUGCAUUCCCGUUCUCGGAGCAGUCGUUGUUUUUUUUACGUUCAAGGAUACCCUCCACAAGCCUCUCGAGGAGAUUGCCGCUAUGUUUGGCGAUGAAGAUACAGUGGUUGUUUAUCAACGAGAACUGCAACUCGCCUCCAUUCCAUUGGACUUGCUUGAUGAGGCGAUUACAGAGAAGGUAGAAAACGGAGGAGAAAUUGAGGAGGUUGAAGAUGUACCCAAAUCUGAACAAUCUAAGACGGAUGCUGCCCCCAAGACCGAAGCUUCUAAGUCCUGGGCCGAACUUUCACACAAUCAACUGUACGCGGGGUAG
This is a messenger RNA of Lachnellula hyalina, 1671 nucleotides long. RefSeq names its product Quinate permease. Gene Ontology annotation, biological process: transmembrane transport; carbohydrate transport. The transcript has 3 exons. The coding region runs from base 1 to 1671 and encodes 556 amino acids. Gene Ontology annotation, cellular component: membrane. The record is from RefSeq and is a predicted model, not a curated record. Gene Ontology annotation, molecular function: carbohydrate:proton symporter activity. Lineage: Eukaryota; Fungi; Ascomycota; Leotiomycetes; Helotiales; Lachnaceae.